Ilex paraguariensis (yerba mate) is the source of this 204-nucleotide messenger RNA. The record is from the annotation of a GenBank genome assembly. NCBI's taxonomy places the organism in Eukaryota, Viridiplantae, Streptophyta, Magnoliopsida, Aquifoliales, Aquifoliaceae.
CCUCGGCCCCAGCAGACACUACUCCUGUCCAUGCUCCUCCUCCUUGCUCUAGAACUGGAAUUGAUCUCUAUGCCUGCGCCUACUCCGACACCUCAGCCUAACACUCCUACUAUAGGCUCCCUCUAUGCCAACAUCGAUGAGCUAUUUGGAGAUGUUGGUGGUAGCCUCGGCGACAAAGUGAACGAGCCUCCUCCUGGGCCAUAG